This is a messenger RNA of Moneuplotes crassus, 1764 nucleotides long. Lineage: Eukaryota; Ciliophora; Spirotrichea; Euplotida; Euplotidae. The record is from the annotation of a GenBank genome assembly.
AGCAGUAAGCACAUUAUGAAAUCAGGCCCUCAGGUAAACAAGAAUCCUGAGAAAUCUAAAUAUGAAACACAGCCUAGACAGAGCAGUUUAGUCAAUAAAGGUUCUCUCAGCAAGUUAGGAAGAAAUGCUAAAGAGAAAGAUGAGGAAACUACUAAGAAACAAGAGAUUCGGCUCAAUCUUUCGUCAUUGGAUAGAACAUUAGCUCAUGUUCAUAAUCAGAUUAGAAAGAAGUCUCUUAAAGGAGGAACAAGGCUAAGCCAAAAUUUCAACUCACCUCAUGAACCAGCAAGUGCUUGCUCUAAAGAUGAAAAUAACACACAAUCAAUGAUUCAUUCUAGUAGAAGAAGCUUCAGCCCUCCUCAAUUUAAUUUUGCAGUAUUAAAAUCUAUCGAUGCUCCUGUAUCGAGAUCGCUGUACCAAAAAGUAUCACAUGGAGCUAGCUCUAUUGUGUGCUCUAAAGCGAAGCUUCUUCCAAAUGACAGCCAAAACUCUGUGAAUACCACUAAAGAUCAACCGAAAGCUCUUGAGAGAUAUUUCAAGCACAACCCUAACAAUUUCAGUCAAAAGGAAGGCCAAGCUAUUAAGAAUCUCAGCCAAGUUAAUAAAUCCAAGGCAAAGAGAGGUUCCAAGCUACAGAGCAAAUAUAAUACAAAUCCAGUGGAAAAUGCCCAACCCGCUCCUGUGAGUAAGAACAAAAAGCAAAUGUUCAAAGUUUCAAAACAGAAGUACCUUAAUAAGUGUAUCAGAAGUAGACUUCGCCCAAAGACGAAGUAUGAUAAAAAGAACUCUCAACCCCAUGAAGAAGUUAUAGACUGUUAUAAUGGGAAAGAGAUGAGCACUAAGUAUUCAAAAACAAAAUUGGUCAGGACUAACAAAGCUCAACGAAAUCUGAACCAUUCUAAAGAGUUUGGCCAUAACGAAGGAUCCGUUGGGAAUAUCCUAUCUCCUAUUAGAACUAGUGCUGUAAAAUAUACUCAAGAUAGCAGUGUUGAGAGCUUAAAUACUGGUGUUAAGAAUCGAUCUCAAACUUUAAACCAGAGCAACAUCCCUGUCCGGAGUUAUAAACUUGAUGAGAAAGCAAAGCGUGGAGGUCAUAAUUUGAGAAAUAGUGGAAGCUUGGAAAUUGCUUCUCCUUCUUGCCAAAAGAUUUCUAAUGUUGCUGAGAGAUACAGGACUAACUCAAAGCACAAUUCGAAGCCUAUUCUGAGUGCGAAGAAAAAGUGAUAUAAUAAUGUCAAAGUAGACCUUUUUGAUAAAAAAAUUUCUAAGACUGACAGAAAAAUGAAUUUUCUAAGCAAAAGUACUGAAUUUUCUGGAAGGAUUAUGACCAAAAAUUUUGAUAGCCAGCUUCCAAUAGAUCUUUCUCAGAAUCUAAACUUGUUAGAAGAGUAUAUCGAUGCAAGUGAAAAUUCGCCGUUCAGGACCUGGAAUAAAUUCCAACUCGCCACAAACUCUCCAAAGAAAGAUCUUCAAACCAAUCCAAACCUCCAUACCAGCAUUUCCGACCGCAAAUUGUUUACUAAAAAUAUCCGCUAUUCAAUCCCUACUAUCCCAAAUUCACAUCUGCAAAAACCCCAAAUAACUCCUCUCAGCUCUAAACACACUGCUCAUCUCAGCCCUGAGCCUGGCCAAAACAGUCUCUCCAAAGCUCUGAUCUCUCCUGGCAUGACUCCUUCACUCCAAUCCUUCCCUUUAACUCAUCAAAACUCUACCAAAAUCCCAAAACUACGCACACAGAAAUAUCCCAAGACUAGAAGAAAGUAA